This is a messenger RNA of Chelonus insularis, 1304 nucleotides long. It is a transcript of the gene HGTX, whose product is annotated as HGTX homeodomain transcription factor. Lineage: Eukaryota; Metazoa; Arthropoda; Insecta; Hymenoptera; Braconidae. Gene Ontology annotation, cellular component: nucleus. Gene Ontology annotation, biological process: regulation of transcription by RNA polymerase II; cell differentiation. The coding region runs from base 1 to 1239 and encodes 412 amino acids. The record is from RefSeq and is a predicted model, not a curated record. The transcript is spliced from 4 exons. Gene Ontology annotation, molecular function: DNA-binding transcription factor activity, RNA polymerase II-specific; RNA polymerase II cis-regulatory region sequence-specific DNA binding.
AUGGUGUGCUCCGUGACCAGCGCCGAGACCCUCCGUGAUAGCGGCGUGACUGAGUCUCGUGUUCAGGACCCAUCGCAAUUAGUUCUUGGUGCGAGAGAUCGCGCAUCAGAAAUUAUUGACGCGAUGUCCUCACUUAGCGACGCUCACCGUCGCAACGGACACCUCGAUGCAGGGGACAGAAGUUCCUCAGCUGGAUCAUCCUUAGGUUCAUGUUCUCCACCACCGGCCUCCAGUCAUUCCCCACCACCUCCUCGACCACCUUGGCUUCAUGAUUUUCAUGCAGCUGCUUCUCCUCAUGUUCUGCAGUUUCUCAAUUUAAGUGCCGCCGGUGGAGGAAUGUUAGGCAAUCAACCAUUAGCUGCUUUACAUUCUAUGGCUGAGAGAAGUCAUCACCAUCAACAACAACUUCAGCAUCAACAACAUCAACAUCAACAACUUCAGAGGCAACAGACUAUCAAUUUAUCAGGUGGACCUCUUUCCACCCCACCUCAGGGUCAACCAUCUCCAACAGGAAGUGGUAAACACAGUCCAGCCACUUCUGUUACGUCCGUCGGCAGCAAUCCUCAUGGUAUUGACAACAUCCUUUCACGACCAGCUGCCACACAUCCUCAGGUGCCUGUUUCUGCUCCUCAUGCGUUAGCACCCACACCUACUCAUCCUCAACAUCUCACUGCUCCCAGAUAUGGGAUGCAUGCAGGAUUCACUGCAUCAGCAGGCCUUGGUCAGUUUCAACAAAGGACAGACACUCGCCAUCCUGCAAUUUAUUGGCCAGGACUUCAAGGCUUGGUCAGUGAUCCUUUGGCAUGGCGAGCAAGACUACACUCAUUGUCACAACAGUUGGGAUGUCAACAAGCGAUGUCAGGAGCAGCUGGUGGUGCUGGUGGUGAGCACGAUGGUAGCAAGAAGAAACACACAAGGCCGACAUUUAGUGGACAGCAGAUAUUUGCUCUAGAAAAGACAUUUGAACAGACGAAGUAUCUAGCUGGACCUGAACGUGCCAAGCUUGCCUAUGCCUUAGGAAUGUCAGAAUCACAAGUCAAGGUGUGGUUUCAAAAUAGACGGACCAAAUGGCGAAAGAAGCAUGCAGCAGAGAUGGCCACCGCGAAACGACGUCAAGAAGAAGUAGAAGGUGUUGUAGCGGAGAAUGAGGACGGUUGCAGCGACGGUGAGACCGAAGCUAGCGGUGAAACAGCCGCGAAAAGGCUCAGACGAGAGCUGGAGCAACAGUACGGGCCGUGAGGAACGAUGAUACUUGGGGGUGGAAGGCGUGGCCGUGGAUUAUAGGGCGGUAACGUUAGGAUACG